AUGAUCUCACGCAAAUGUGCCAAAUAUGCCGGGAGGAAAACUCCAUAUGUUCUCGCCGUCGUUGGCACAAGCUUUCACCCAGUUGGAGAAAAUGCGCCAGCUUCAAGUUGUUGGCAUGCGUUCAGGGCAGCACAAGCAACCUUGGCUGAUCCUGGGAAUCUUGACUUGAACGACUUGCCAGCAUCAGUGGGAGAGGUCGAAACGUCAUGGUUAACGGCGAACCAACCGUCGGAAGCGAUACAUGAUCUUCUAACGAUUCCCAUGCCCAUGCCCAUGCCCUACGAUGCUAGUCGCAAAGUCAAGCACGGCUUUUUGACCACAUGCGGAGCCGAAAUUCAAGGAACGGGAGAUCAAUACCUACUUCUUUCUCCCGUACCAGCCCAGCAUUCGCUGGGAAUGACACCAGGUUGGAAAUGCUCGAGAGCCGAGCGAGGAGAAGGAGAAGAAGAAGGAGAACCUUCCUUCGGGGGCCAAAGUCGCAGCCUGCCCAUCUGGGAGAUGGCCAAGUUUGAGGAGCUGUGA
Molecule: messenger RNA, 522 nt
Organism: Penicillium cosmopolitanum
Lineage: Eukaryota; Fungi; Ascomycota; Eurotiomycetes; Eurotiales; Aspergillaceae
Exons: 3
Coding region: 1-522 (173 amino acids)
Source: RefSeq, a predicted model, not a curated record